AUGGCUAGAUACGAUCGAGCAAUUACUGUCUUCUCCCCCGACGGCCACCUCUUUCAAGUCGAGUACGCCCUAGAAGCCGUCCGCAAGGGUAACGCCGCCGUCGGAGUCCGCGGUACCGACACCGUCGUCCUCGCCGUCGAGAAGAAAUCUACCCCCAAGCUUCAGGAUUCUAGAUCAGCCAGAAAAAUAGUGAGCCUUGAUAAUCACAUUGCCUUGGCAUGCGCGGGGCUAAAGGCAGAUGCCCGUGUGUUGAUCAACAAAGCAAGGAUCGAGUGUCAAAGCCACAGGCUUACGCUAGAGGACCCAGUGACUGUUGAGUACAUCACGCGCUACAUAGCAGGGCUUCAACAGAAGUAUACCCAAAGUGGUGGUGUCAGGCCCUUUGGUCUCUCUACUCUUAUCGUCGGCUUUGACCCCUACUCUCGUGUGCCAUCCCUUUAUCAGACUGACCCGUCUGGCACUUUCUCUGCUUGGAAAGCUAAUGCCACCGGCAGAAACUCCAACUCUAUUAGGGAGUUCCUCGAGAAGAACUACAAAGAAAGCUCCGGCCCAGAAACUAUUAAACUCGCUAUCCGUGCUCUGCUUGAGGUAGUUGAGAGCGGAGGAAAGAACAUUGAGGUUGCUGUCAUGACACGGGAGGAAACCGGGUUGCGCCAGCUUGAAGAAGCUGAAAUUGAUGCAAUUGUCGCUGAGAUCGAAGCAGAAAAGGCAGCCGCAGAAGCAGCCAAGAAAGGCCCUCCAAAGGAUACUUGA
Messenger RNA from Microthlaspi erraticum, 753 nucleotides. The record is from the annotation of a GenBank genome assembly. NCBI's taxonomy places the organism in Eukaryota, Viridiplantae, Streptophyta, Magnoliopsida, Brassicales, Brassicaceae.